Rotaria sp. Silwood1 is the source of this 1380-nucleotide messenger RNA. Lineage: Eukaryota; Metazoa; Rotifera; Eurotatoria; Philodinida; Philodinidae. The record is from the annotation of a GenBank genome assembly.
AUGCACAUAAUUGAUGAAGCAAAUCGUGUACGUUUCUAUCACGGCGUUAAUUUUGUACGCAAAGAAUUCCCAUGGUAUCCAUCAGAAUUACUUGAUUCCAGUUUUGUUACUAACUUAGUACAAACUGGUAUGAAUGUCGUUCGACUCGGCAUUAUGUGGGCUGGUGUCGAACCAAAACCACAACAAUACAAUGUAACCUAUUUAAAUAUAAUGAAACAAAUUGUCGAAUCACUCGAAUCGAAUAAUAUUGACGUUUUAUUCGAUAUGCAUCAGGAUGUAUUGAGUAGUCGAGUUGGACCUUAUGAUGGUAUUCCAGCAUGGUUAUACGAUCAAUUUCCUCCACCAAAUCAUCCAUAUCCUUGGCCACUUCCGUCAUCUCCAUCCGAUGACAGUUGGGCUUUGGGCUAUCUGACAGAAGCAUGUUCGCAUGGUUUUCAAUGUUUGUAUGACAAUGUUGCUGGUGCUGUUGAUUCGAUGAGUAAUCUUUGGCGUUUGAUAGCGACGACCUUUGGCCGAUAUACGAAUAUACUUGGAUACGAGUUAAUUAAUGAACCUUGGGCUGGAAAUUAUGUAGCCGAUCCAACAUUACUCUUGCCUGGCGUUGCUGGUACCAAAAACUUACAACCAUUCUAUGACAAACUUGCUAAUGCUAUUCGAUCAGUCGAUAAUAAGACACUCAUCUUCUACGAACCCGUCACUUAUGGAGUUCGACUCAAUGGUAAACUUUUUGGCACCGGAUUUUCUCAUGUCCCAGGCGGCAAGGCUUAUCGAGAUCGAAGUGUUCUCUCCUAUCAUUACUAUUGCACUGUCUUAGCAAUCAAUCCUGUGCCGGGCAGUGAUACUAUACCAGUUUUUGACCGCGUGCUUUGCAAUGACAUUGAAGGACCAGCUGUUUUUCAAUCUGUGAAAAAUGAACUUCUUCGAUUGGGCGGUGCUGGAUUUUUGACUGAAUUCGGUGGAUGCGAUGGUUCAUCAACAUGUGACAAUCAACUUGAAGCAGGUAUGCUCGAAGCCGAUGAAUAUCUUCAAUCAUGGACUUACUGGGGCAAUAGUUACAGUAGCACGGCUUUGAUUGCACGCUUGUCACGCGUUUAUGCUCGUGCUAUUGCUGGUAGACCUAUUUCGAUGACAUAUCAUGCCGAUAAACGAAUUUUCAAUUUGUAUUAUUAUGCUGAUAAAACAAUCAAUAAGCCCACGGAAAUCUAUGUUCCAUUUGUUCAUUUUCCACAAGCAAGUUACAAGGUGAUUGUCAAUAAAUAUCUCAAGUGGAAAGUUGAUCCGACAAAUGCAAAUAUAAUUCUUGUCGAACCCAGUCAACAGUUUAUGAAUAGUAUAUUCAAAAAGGUUAUUGGCACUGUUGAAAUUCGUUCCACAGUAUAA